Messenger RNA from Colletotrichum acutatum, 1016 nucleotides. RefSeq lists its product as uncharacterized. Lineage: Eukaryota; Fungi; Ascomycota; Sordariomycetes; Glomerellales; Glomerellaceae. The coding region runs from base 238 to 771 and encodes 177 amino acids. The record is from RefSeq and is a predicted model, not a curated record. The transcript has 2 exons.
AGGGAUUGAGCUACCGGCUCUCAAGGGGGGAAUCCGAGGAAGGAGAGGAGAAGAAUGAUUACAAUCACAGAGCCUCCCUUUCACUUGGACUCGUAAUGAUCUCAUAGUCUGUGCACUCAAACAACAAACAACAUCCCAUCGGCGAGCGAACACGACUCGAGCAGAGCUUCCCCGGGAUAUCGAACUCGAGAAAGCGAUCCCAUUGCAUACUAUACUGCAGUCCAAUACGGAGGCAAGAUGUCCGUAUCAGCUUAUCUCGCAGCUUUCGGCAAGGCAUCGCCAGCGACGUACGCCCUCGGCACCGGACUCCUCGUCACAUCAUCACUCUUCUUUGGGAAUAUCGGGCUGUCUCUCACUGGGCCUCUUCCCAUCAUCAGAGAUCAACUUGGCGCGUGCACUCUGAGCUCCAAGCAGAAGAUCAAAGUAUGGAGGCUCUUCUUCGACGAAGCCUCUAGAUACAUCAUCGGCGGCACCGGCGUGACAGCGACGCUUCACCUGGCCGCCUUCGUACUGGGCGAAUCGCCCGUAUCCCGCAGGCUCGCCGUCAUGUCGGCGCUCUGCAGCAUCUGCAUCCUGCCGUACACGCUCAUCGCCAUCAUGCCCACCAACAAUAGUCUCAUCGCACUGGACGACAAGGUGGCUUUAUCGGAGCUGGACAGGAAAAAGGUCGGGUGGCUGAUUGAGAAGUGGGAUCGGCUGCACAAGAUCCGCUUCCUGAUGUACGGGUGUGCGUGGUCUUUGAAUCUUGCUGCGUUUACAUCUUCUUUGUGAGCUGGUGCUUUGGGAGGAGUGAUGAGAUGCUAAGGGGUAUUUGGCCGAUCGCGGCAUUUCCUUUGUCCUCAUUUUUCGGGUUGGUUAUUGGUUUGAUGACUAGCGAUAGCUCAGCCUAAUGUUCCAGAUGUAAUGUUAAAUUGGAUAUGAGUAGACACGAUGAAACUGAUAAUCACUCUCUGACCAGGGCGAGCCAUAUCGCCCGCAAGAUCAGAGUGAGGCUGAAAUAUCGGCUAUGACUUGCA